Hirsutella rhossiliensis is the source of this 1887-nucleotide messenger RNA. Its product is annotated as integral peroxisomal membrane peroxin domain-containing protein. Gene Ontology annotation, biological process: peroxisome organization. NCBI's taxonomy places the organism in Eukaryota, Fungi, Ascomycota, Sordariomycetes, Hypocreales, Ophiocordycipitaceae. The record is from RefSeq and is a predicted model, not a curated record. Gene Ontology annotation, cellular component: peroxisomal membrane. Bases 1 to 1887 code for a protein of 628 amino acids. The transcript is spliced from 3 exons.
AUGGCGGCAAUUGACUCGCCCUGGCUGUCAUCCCUGGGCGCCCUCAUGUCUGCUCGUGACGACGCCUCCGCCGGCAACGCCGCCUUUGACUCCCAAUCCUCGACCGGCCUUCCUCCGACGCUCGCCGCCUUCUCCCCCGUCACCCUCACCGCAAACACCCCCUCGCGCACCACCCGUCGAUCCACCAUCCUCGUCCACCAAAAGAGCCCCCUCCUGCUCGCCACUCCGCCCCAGGUCACCCGCGCCUUGGCCUACAGCCACCCCUUUGUCCUCGUCCUCAACAAGCUCGCCGGCCUGCUCACCUGGAGCUCUGGCGACCCCUGGCAGAGCUUCCUCCUCCUCUCCGCCUUCUGGGCCCUCGUCCUCUACGGCGAUGUCGUCGUCAGGAGGGCCGGCCCUGUCGUUCUCGGCCUUGUCCUCAUAGCCGGCAUGUACGGUCGCCGCUACAGCCCCCUGAGUAGCAGCGGCUGGAGCGAGCCCGCCAGGCAGGCCAAGGAGGUUGUCUCCGAUGCCCUCGCUUCCGGCACCCCCGCCGACAAAGACGUCAAGGCCAACGCCGCCGACAACAAGACCAAACACCAGAGGUCCCAUUCGCAGGUCACGGGCGCAAAGCACCAGAAGACGCUCGACGAAAUCGUCGACACUCUGAAGGAGUUCACCGGCCGAUGCAACGUUCUCAUGGAGCCCCUGCUCGAGAUGACCGACUUCCUCAGCACCCAGAGGACCCCGACGAGCGCCACCACAAAGCCCGCCCUCACCGCCAUGUUUGUCCGCCUCCUCAUCGUCACCCCCUUUUGGCUCGCCCUCACCAUGCCCCCCUGGAGGGUCGUCACCACCCGCCGCGUCGUCCUCGUCGCCGGCACCUUGGUCUUGACCUGGCACGCCAGGGUCAUGCGCGUCUCCCGCACCAUACUCUGGCGGAGCGCUACUGUCCGACGCCUCGCCGCCGCCAUCACCGGCCUGCGUUUUGAGCGUCCCGUCAAGGUGGGGCCCAAGAGCGCGGAGAAGCCCGAGCCCGAAGUUGCCCGUGCUGCCACCAAGCAGCCGGGCGUCCAGCCCAAGGACCAGCGUAAAGCCGGCGGGCCCAAGAGUGCGGGCGUCAAGUUCACCUUUAUCAUAUACGAAAACCAGCGGCGGUGGGUUGGCCUGGGGUGGACUGCCAGCUUGUUUGCCUACGAGCGUCCUGCCUGGACCGACGAGCACAACAACUCGGCGCCUCCCAAGGACGACUUUGAGCUCCCCGACGUCGAAGAUGGAAGCCAGAUGCGGUGGCAGUGGGCCGAGGGAAGUCGAUGGAGGGUCGAUGGCGUCCCCGACGAUAACGGGCCCGUCGACUACGACGGCGACGAGGGCAAGAAUGGCUGGGUAUACUACGACAACAAGUGGCAAAACGGCCGUAGGGGCCAGGAUGGCUGGGGCCGGUGGACACGCCGAAGAAAAUGGUUUCGCGACGCCGAGCUGGUGGAAGUCGACAUGUCCGAUGCUGACAUGACGCGGGCCAUGGGCAACGGGCCCUCGGGCGGCCUGCACACACAGCGCUACAGCACCAUGGGUGAGAAGAUGCGCGCCGAGCCGAUGCUCCCCGGGACCGACCAAACCGUCGCCGACGACGCCAGCGCCAAGACGGCCGACGACUCGGCAUCGAUGCACUCGACCUCGUCCAGGUCUUCUUUCUGGCCCUCGUCACUCCGAAAGCGUGCUACCGAGCGACCGCGAAACUCGACGGAAAAGGAGCGUCCCAGGCGGCUAAGCGAAGUACAGGGCGACCAUGUGAGUGAAGAGGACGCGACCGGGCUCGGCCUCGAGGUCGAAAUGGAGCUGCAGAAACAGGGAAAAGACGGAGGCCAGUGGGGAAUAGGCGACGAGGCCCGGAUGAAUCUCGAAUGA